This is a messenger RNA of Aspergillus candidus, 3346 nucleotides long. Its product is annotated as putative C2H2 finger domain protein. The transcript is spliced from 5 exons. Bases 236 to 2806 code for a protein of 856 amino acids. Gene Ontology annotation, cellular component: chromatin. Gene Ontology annotation, molecular function: RNA polymerase II cis-regulatory region sequence-specific DNA binding; DNA-binding transcription factor activity, RNA polymerase II-specific; zinc ion binding. NCBI's taxonomy places the organism in Eukaryota, Fungi, Ascomycota, Eurotiomycetes, Eurotiales, Aspergillaceae. The record is from RefSeq and is a predicted model, not a curated record. Gene Ontology annotation, biological process: regulation of transcription by RNA polymerase II; DNA-templated transcription.
GUUCGACUUGCGUAAACACACCUUUCUUUCUCGCCUCUUCUUCUUCUCUCUCUCAUUUCUUCGAUCUCUCUCUUUCUAUCUCUAUCUCUAUUUCGAUCUCACUCAUCUGACAGUGUCCACCCCCGUCUCCAAAACUGUGGAGUGCUUCUCUUGGCUUGAACUAUUGACCAGCUUUAUCCCCCAUUAAUUCCUCUUAUCGCGACUAGUCCAUCCUGAUUCUCCCUCCAAUGUCUUAAUGUUGUCCCAAUCGUCUCCCAUCCCCAGAGGCAAUCGUCGCUCGAGUGUUGGAGCCAAAUCCCGCGUCUGCGUGCAUUGCGGCCGCAGUUUUCGGAGAACAGAACACCUCGAGCGCCAUGUUCGCACUCAUACCAAGGAGAAGCCGUAUGCAUGUUUCUGCGGGGCGGCCUUUACGCGGCGGGACCUGCUGAAGAGACACACCCGCAUUUCCCACCAAAACAAUGGCCUUAUCUCGCCCAACUCCCAGCCAGAACCGGAUAGUCCCGAACAUGCGGGUGGUCUCCGCGCCUCAGAGCAGUCGACGGUCCACCAGCAACAGCCGCAGCAAAAUCCACCACCGAAAUCUCAAGCACAGUCCCAAUACACCGUCCCCUUGGCGGUCCGGUCGGAUGUCCCCAUCCCGGUGUCGACGACCACGGAACACUGGUCAGGUCCCCAGCACCGAUCCUAUCUGGCGCCUGAUCAGUCGAUGUUGAGCACGGAGGGCGUGGGUGUCAGUACAGGCAUGGUUGCGCAGCCUCCCAUCACCCACGACGCAGACAUCCUACAGGCGGCCCAGCUUCUCCUCCCAGGGAACUUUCGAGAUGCGCAGCCUCCAGCCCAACCACUACCGUACCUGCCCGAAGAGCUGAAUCACUUUCAAGAAUUCACCCAUUUCUUGGACUCCAUCGGGUUGCCGUCCGAAUGGGUGCCGACCAUGGGGGAUGCCCCCCAGGUCCAUCAUCCUGUCCCGGGAGAUGUCCCCGACUCCGGCAUGAAGGUCAAAGAGCCCCAUGUCGUUUCCCGUCGGGCACAUGGAGAACGUGCUCGCGCGGACUCCCCCUUUCGAUCCUGGCUGCCAUCAGUUCCGCCCGGAGACCAGAGCUUGGGAACCGUCUCGGAUUAUGAACCUCCCCAGACAUCUACAAAGUCCUCGCCGCUCAAGGUCAGCGAAGAGCAAAGGCUGGAUCUGGUGGCGUCGUUGGAAGAAUUCCGGCAUCUGAUCCCCGAUUUUGUCCUGCCUUCUCGGCACACCCUGACCCGAUAUUUGACCUCCUUCUUUGACGGGUUUCACCCCCACCUGCCGUUCAUCCAUGUCCCCACACUGCGGAUCCACGAGCGCCCACCGGAGCUGAUUUUGGCGCUCUGCACCCUUGGUGCGCAAUAUCGUUUCGAGCAUCGUAAUGCCGAAAGAAUGUUCCACGUCACCAAAGCCAUCAUCCUCCAUCGACUCUCCAAGGAAGCGCCGCAAGUAGCCCCAGCCACGUGCAACACGGUGGUCCAGAUCCCAUUGGCUCAAAUUCGCGACCCUCACUCUCAGCAUUCCUCGGCUCUCCCGCCGUCCGAAAACUAUCUCGGAAUGGUCGCAUGGAGACAAUUGGAAAACAUCAGGACCCUUCUGGCCCUCAUGGGAUACGCCACCUGGGAAAGGGCCGAAUUGGUCCAAGAAGCGUUUGCGCUGCAGGGCCUGCUCGUGCGCUGCCUGCGUGAGCUGGGCAUGACCGAAAACAUUACCGUAGCCCCGAGACAUCGGCCUCUCCAUUGGCACGAGUGGGCAGAGGAGGAAUCCAUCCGUCGCACUCGGUUCAUCUCCUUCUGCUUUGUCCAUAUCCACAGCAUCGCUUACAACAUCUACCCGGUUCUCAGAAGCAGCGAGGUUCACCUGCGCCUUCCAUGCUCCACAAGGGAAUGGAACGCCCCGACGGCCCACGAUUGGGAGAUGGUGGAGCGGGAGGUCGGCACCCAGCAAUUGUUCUUUCAAGAUGCAUUGGCGCUUCUCUUGCAACCGUCUCGGGCGCCCAUUUUACUAGAUCCAAUUCCAACGCCUUUGGGGAAUUACAUUCUUCUCCACGGCUUGUUACAACGCAUCCAUCUGGUGAGCGAGCUCUCCAUCCCGCAUGGGACCGAGUCACUCGCGCUCCCAACCGAGGAGCUCAACAAACUCGAGAGAGCGCUCCGCUCGUGGACGUCUGUUUGGCAGCAGGCUCCUGAGUCCAGCCUUGACCCUCACAACGAGAAUGGCCCUCUCCCUUUCACGUCCAGUGCUCUAUUAGGCUUGGCUUACGUACGCCUGUCCCUUAAUUUGGGCCCGUUCCGUCAACUCAAAACCCGCGAUCCGUAUCGCAUUGCCUCCGCGUUGCACAGUUCUCCUCGCCCCGAAAGAAGCUAUCGAUUGACUCCGGCCCUCAUCUAUUCGGCCCACGCGUUGAGCAUCCCGGUCAGACUCGGGAUCGACCACGUCGCCCGCAGCCAAGCCUUCUUCUGGAGCGUUCGACAUUCCAUUGCCAGUCUCGAAUGCGCGGUGCUCCUCAGUAAAUGGCUGUUUUCUCUGGCAGAGACGGAUGAGGAUCAGAACCUGAGCGAGAAUGAGAGUCGAAUCUUGCACUGGACCCGGUGCAUCGUCCAAGAAGCCUACGACUCGAUGGAUUUGGAAGAAGGGGAGGUCAUCCCCGGUAUGGACCCUGGUGGCCUUGGGGUUGCCGUGAUAAAGCUGUGGGCCCGUCUCUUCCGGAAAAACACGCAGUGGCCGUUUAUCAAUGUCCUCGGCGAUAGCCUGGAGAAAUACUUAUCCUUACUCCGCCCGGGCUGAGAAACAUCGGUUGUCAAAUUGCAGUCAAUCAACCAAACAUCAAUCUCCUUGCGGACCGGACGGUUCAGGCACAUGGGCCGGCGAAACUAUCGCCCCAACGCAGCAGCAUCGAACCCGAUUCUUAUCUCGCUGCCCACAUACCAUACUUGGUCUUCCCCGCUGCGUCAGAAUGUCACGGACAGACCAUGGGAGCUUUCUCCGCACAUCCUUCCUCCCUUGUGGAAGGUUGGUAGGACAUGAGAGGGACAGAACACGCUCGCGACCCAGACUCCAGCGUCCAUCGAAUUGGCCAUACCGGGGCAUAUCGUCAGGAGCGGCCGAAAGCAGGAUCCGCUGUCCAUGCAGCAUCAAGGGGCGGCCGACUCUUAUCUUAUCCGAUGGUAUGGGAGGUACAUAAAGGAGGCACUCGAUCAUUGCGUUUCGUAAUCCGCAUGGGGAUUUAUCACAUCGCCCGUUUAUUCCGGCCGGGAACAGCAGAGAGAUGGCAACAGCGGCUUGAGAGUAAUUUCCUAGCGUUACAAAUCUACGGGUCCAGGAGCU